AUGGCCAUGGCGACAUCGAGCGCCCAUAUCAAACGACCUUCUCCAUCCAUCGACCAGAACAAUCCAAAGCGUAUCAAGCGCUACUAUCAUCACCACCAUCGUUUACAGGAGCCCGUGGUUCUCCCAUCCACCUCCGAGCCAGUCGUGCAAGAUGAUACCCACCUCGACCAAUUGAUGAAUCGUGCAAUCGGCCAGACUUUGAAGGACUCAGGGUUUGAGUUGGCCGAUCCAGCUGCACUUUCCAGUCUCUGCAGUGCUACUGAGGAGUACAUGCUACGACUCUCCACAUUCGUCCGCCAGUCCAUGCUAUCUGCGCGACGUGUCCAACCAAUACCGCAAGAUUUUGACCACGCUCUGAAGCGUUUCCGCCUCAAUCCCGAUGAUCUUCUCCCUCAUCUCAAAGCAGCGCCCUCAGACAAACCCACGCCAACAUUAUUACCAUCUCCCCCACCAGAGAAUGAGAUAUCAAAAUCUCUCCCCUUUCUCACGGCUCUGAGCAGCGAAGACGACCGUGCAAAUCGUCCUUACAUCCCAAAACAUUUCCCGAGCUUCCCUAGCAAACAUACCUAUUCUGCCACCGCGGUUUUCAUUGGACGAGACAACGACCCGCGCAAGAUUAGGGAACGCGCCGCAGAGGAUGGACGGCAUGGCGAGGAAGCUUUGCGCAAACUAGCGAGCGCCGCUUUCCGCGACAAUCAGACGGGCUCGACUAGCCGCGAUAAGAAACUUUGGGGUCGGAGAAUGGACAGCAUGGAAAGCAUGUUCGAAAAGACAAUCAAGGGACUAUCCAAAAAGCAUAGCAAGGACUCAUUCACCAGCUCAGCUAUGGAUAUUGAUUCGGGACACCCGGCAGAUGCCGACACCAAAUCUCGGCUCAAGCUUUCGUGGAAUAUGGAGUUGGGCCCCAUUGUCAACUGUGAGCGAGAUCUCUGGCGCCGGACGAGCUCGAAUGCACGGCGAGGAGAGGAGAAGACUCCAAAGCCUCCAGCAAGUGUCGACCCAGCGGAUGUCAUGAUUGACAUCUACGAGAUCAGCUUGCCAUUUGACUCGAACUCGAUGCUCAAGACUUACCGUCGGAACAACCGCACCACAGGCUCGCACACCACAACCCCUGGUGUGCCCGUUCUGGACACUUUGCUUGAAGUCUUUGCGCCGAAAGCACUUCCUGUGUCAGGUGCUGUGAUCGAUGGGCAACCUCAAUCUAUAAGUGCGCAGACUAUUGACGAUGAAAACAUUCUGCUGCAUAGUGAGCUCUCGGCUAGUCCGGAUGAAAUCCACGCUGCGCAAGACAUUGACCCACCUGCCAAUGUGUUGUUCUCAGACCCAGAUGGUAGCAAGAAACAGCAGGUUCCUAUCGUGGAGAUUUCAAGCAGCCUGUCGGCUUCGGGGAAGUCACAACUACUGUACUAUCUUACGGCUCUCGCUAUCUUGCCACGACAAUAUGGGGAGAUCUCAGUCGGUGGUCAAGAGGCAGCUGUGGUAUUCAUAGAUGCCGACGACCGAUUUGAUGUCGAAAGACUAAGAACUGUGGCUCGAGGUAUCGUACUACAGCAGCGAGGACUAUCUGAAUCGAAUCUUGGGGCUCAAGCUCAACCGGCAAGCACGGCGGAUCAUCAUCUUGAAUCAAUGCUCGUGUCUUCGCUACAGCAUGUCCACGUCUUUCGUCCGCAAUCUUCAUCCGCUCUUUUGGCCACGAUCCACACGCUAGACUCGUACCUUUUCGAUCUCUCGCGACAUCGUUCCGCAUCACGUCCCUUACAAAUGAUCGCCAUUGACAGUGCCACCGCCUUCUUCUUGCAGGACCGGCUGCGUGACGAAGUCGCUCGGACCGAAGAAAUUGGGCGUCCUCAGGCAGAAAUAGAUUCUGAGCGCGAGCAAAAAAAGAGUUUCCAUUUGUCUGACCUCUAUACCGAGCUGGUGAGGCAGUUGAAGGGUGUACAGAGUCAGUUUCAGUGCGCCAUUGUGUAUACCGCAACGGUCUCAGGAAGUCGGGCUUCUGGCCCUGGUCACUACGAUCAGUCCCAGGCUCGUGUUCCAUCGCUGAGACCUAUUCUCCCUGCGCCCUGGGGCACUUUUCCAACAUUGCGUCUAAUUGUGCACCGAUCUUCUGUUCGCCCAUUUCCACCGAGUAUGGCCGCCCAUGUAGCUGUGAAAGACGCCCCUUCACGGCAGAGCGUGGUUCAACAAGGGAAGAUAUCGGCAUGGGUCAAUCCGUGGGGACGUGAUGAAUGGCCUCGUCGCAUAGUGGAAGCAAUCGAGGCGAACAAUGGUGGGAGCUUUUCAUUUUACGUGCGAGACUCUGGCGUUGAGAUGACAGAUCCUGAUCAUUGA
Messenger RNA from Penicillium expansum, 2331 nucleotides. RefSeq names its product Bromodomain transcription factor. Gene Ontology annotation, biological process: DNA strand invasion; double-strand break repair via homologous recombination. The record is from RefSeq and is a predicted model, not a curated record. Gene Ontology annotation, cellular component: Rad51B-Rad51C-Rad51D-XRCC2 complex; replication fork; centrosome. The transcript is spliced from 4 exons. Lineage: Eukaryota; Fungi; Ascomycota; Eurotiomycetes; Eurotiales; Aspergillaceae. Bases 1 to 2331 code for a protein of 776 amino acids. Gene Ontology annotation, molecular function: protein heterodimerization activity; four-way junction DNA binding.